AUGGCAAUGACAAACAACAAAACACAAUGUUUUAAAUGUAAUAAAAAUAAAAUAACAUAUUCUUGUGCAGGAUGUUCAAAAGAGUUUUGUCUCAUGGAUUUAGCAGAACAUCGUCAAAUAUUAAAUAAUGAAUUAAAUCAUAUCACCAAUGAAUAUAAAAAAUUUACACAAACAAUUAAUGAACAAAGACAAAAUCCAUAUAAUCAUUCAUUAAUAAAACAAAUUGAUCAAUGGGAAGUAGAUUCAAUUGAAAAAAUUCAACAAAAGGCAAAAGAUUGUAGAAAAAUUGCCAUUGAAUCGUUACAAACAUAUAUUAAUACUGUUGAAAUGAAAUUUAAUGAUUUAAAUGAACAAAUAAAACAAAUUCACAAAGAAAAUGAAUAUAAUGAAAUUAAUUUAUAUUAUUUAAGAAAUGAAUUGAUAAAAAUUAGACAAGAAUUAAAUAAUCCAUCAAAUAUGUCUAUUCAACAAAAUGGACAAUCAUUUACUAAUGAUGUUUCAAUUGUUUUAUCAAAAGAACCAAAAUUUAGCAAAUAUAAACAAAAUGCGAUCACUGUGGCUGGUGGAUAUGGACAAGGACCACAAUUAUAUCAACUCAAUCGCCCUACAGGAAUCUUUAUUGAUAAAGAGAAAAAUAUUUUCAUUGCUGAUUAUUGGAAUGAUCGUAUUAUUGAAUGGAAAUAUAAUGCAAAAGAACGAAAAAUCAUUGCAGGUGGAAAUGGAUAUGGAAAUGGAAUGAAUCAAUUGAAUAAUCCAACAGAUGUGAUUGUUGAUCAACAAAAUCAUUCCAUCAUCAUUGCUGAUCGUGGGAACAGACGUGUGAUUCAAUGGUUGAAUCAAAAGCAACAAAUUCUCAUCGACAAUAUUGACUGUUUUGGUUUGGCGAUGGAUAAAUAUGGAUUUCUUUAUGUUUCAAAUUGUAAGAAGAAUGAAGUGAGACGAUGGAAAAUGGGUGAAUACAACAACGAAGGAAUUGUAGUGGCAGGUGGAAAUAGAAAAGGAGAUCGACUCAAUCAACUUAAUUUUCCUACUUUUAUCUUCGUUGAUGAAGAUCAAUCUGUUUAUGUAUCAGAUAGAUACAAUCAUCGUGUAAUGAAAUGGAGAAAAGAUACAAAAGAAGGAACAAUUGUGGCUGGAGGAAAUGGUAAAGGAAGAAACCGGAAUCAAUUGUCGUCACCUGCAGGAGUAGUUGUUGGUGAUUCGGGUCAAAUCUAUGUAGCAGAUUGGUGGAAUAAUCGAAUAAUGCGUUGGUACGAAGGAAAAGACGACGGUGAAAUUGUUGUUGGUGGAAAUAGUUAUGGAAAUCAAUCAAAUCAAUUGAAUCGUCCCUUUGAUUUAUCUUUUGAUGGUGAAGGAAAUCUUUAUGUUGUUGAUUGUGGAAACCAUCGAAUUCAAAAAUUUGAAAUAAUUUUUUGUUAA
Molecule: messenger RNA, 1419 nt
Organism: Adineta steineri
Lineage: Eukaryota; Metazoa; Rotifera; Eurotatoria; Adinetida; Adinetidae
Source: the annotation of a GenBank genome assembly